GAGAACGCAAUUUCAAUCAUAUAACCGGUACCGGAGUUACUACCACACCGUCUCCGAUAUCUUCAUCGGAAACUUUCUCUCUCUACUGAUAUUAUUCUCGGGUAGAUGGCAGAUAAAGAAGGGGAGGAAACUGUCCCUCGAGGAGCUGACUGGGAGGUUGUAUCGCUAACAGCAUCAACUUAUGCUGCUGCUCCUGGUCCAGAUAUGGGAGAAAAGCCUAAAGGUGGCGAAAAGGGUGAUGUAGUUGACACAAAUAAAAGUGAAACUUCGAAUGCCUUGUUCAUGUCCGGUCAUUUUGUCUUCCCGCCAAGUCAGCAUGAGAAUUUACCCCUAGAACCUGAAAAUACAGAGAUCCUUGACGAGCAGGGAGGAGAAGGUGAAGUUUCAGAGUCUAUUAAGGAGGAAGGGGAAAAAUCAAAUGAUAAGGAUGAAGAUAAUUGGAAUAUUGGGAAAUUAACAGAGUCGGAUGAUUUUCCUGCAAUUCCAUUUUUUGAUGAGAAAGGCAACAGAUUGAGCAUUAGCGAUACGGACUUUGCAGAUAGAACAACUUUGGCAGGAAAAGAACAGAGCAUUUAUGAUUCUGCUAAGUUGCAUUCAUUUCAGAAUCAACCAAUUAUGGGCGAGGCUAUCAUAGAUGAUGAAGAAUCUUCUGACUCAACCUUGAGUUCAGAUGUUUCAAACUUCCCCAAACAUACGGAGGAGGAUAACUAUAAUGGAUCUGGCCUUCCGUAUGCAGCAUGGUGGAAGAAACAAGCUGCUUCUUUGUAUGCUCAUGCAAAAGAAGCCAAUACGUUUUGGUCGAUUUUUAUUGCUGCUGCAGUGAUGGGCUUUGUGAUUCUUGGCCAGCAAUUUCAACAAGAAAGAUGGCAAGUUUUGCAUCAUAAGUGGCAUUCUGGGGUGUAUGAUGAGAAAUUUGGGAGGUUGGUGAGCCCUUUAUCCCGAUUCAAAGAUGCGAUCGUAGGUGGCAACCGACGAGGGUUCAGCAUUAGAGGCAGCACCUCGGGGGAUCGUUAGGGAGGUGGUGAUGGUGGCGGCGAUGAUGACGAAAAUAGAAUGUGGCUUUUGUGGAUAUCAGCAGCGGUAGCAGUAGCAGUAGCAGCUUGUGUUAACUUUGACCUAUUUAUAGAAAGAAAAACAAAACCAAAGAAACUGCUGCUUGCUCUGCUUGUUUAUGUCGUAUUUUUAAUGCUUUUCUGGGUCCUCUCUUGUUUUUUUUUUCAAUGUGUAAAGAUUUGAUAAACAUUAUAAUUUGUUUGUUUGCUUGGUUGGUUGGUCAUCAAUUCGAUAAUAAGUACAUAAUAUAAUAUUUAUAUA
Molecule: messenger RNA, 1314 nt
Organism: Cynara cardunculus var. scolymus (artichoke)
Lineage: Eukaryota; Viridiplantae; Streptophyta; Magnoliopsida; Asterales; Asteraceae
Product: ATG8-interacting protein 2
Exons: 3
Coding region: 106-1014 (302 amino acids)
Cellular component (GO): intracellular membrane-bounded organelle
Source: RefSeq, a predicted model, not a curated record